This is a messenger RNA of Cladophialophora immunda, 1206 nucleotides long. RefSeq lists its product as uncharacterized. Gene Ontology annotation, cellular component: cytoplasm. The transcript has a single exon. Lineage: Eukaryota; Fungi; Ascomycota; Eurotiomycetes; Chaetothyriales; Herpotrichiellaceae. Gene Ontology annotation, molecular function: 2-oxoglutarate-dependent dioxygenase activity. The record is from RefSeq and is a predicted model, not a curated record. Bases 152 to 1075 code for a protein of 307 amino acids.
CGUCCCUAUAUAUAUCCGGGCAAGGAAAGUUUGUUGUAAGGCUCUUAGAUGAAGGGAUCAUACUCCCGGUCGCACCUUAGGUAAGACUCAGAAAGUCUGCUUCGAUCCAGAUCCCAUGUCCCAUGCUUGUUCGUCUUGAUGAUCUUGCUCCAUGAAUGCCAUAAAAGCUUUGAGACUGGUCCCCUCCAUUCGUCCUAAUUUACGCAACGCCAUUUCUCCUUCUGUGAGAAUGUCGAGCAAGAGAGGGAUCUCGAUACAGCGGGUGGCCGGGUCCAUAGGCGCUGAGAUCCACGACGUCGAUCUCUCUGCCCUCUCUGAAAACCCAGGCAUUGUCAGGGAGAUUCGGGAGGCCCUGUUACAAUAUCAAGUCAUAUUCUUCCGCAAUCAAAGCUUGGAACCCAAAGAAUACCUCGACUUCACGGCCCACUUUGGCAAACCGGUCGAAUAUCCCUUUGUCCGCGGCAUUGACGGCUAUCCCGAAAUCAUACAAGUCCUCAAACAAGAACAUGAGACCAUCAACUUUGGAGGUAUCUGGCAUUCGGACACCUCCUACUUCGAGAAUCCACCUAUGGGAUCGGUUUUGAUGGCCAAAGAGGUCCCGCCGUACGGUGGUGAUACGUUAUUCGCGAAUCAAUAUGCCGCAUAUGAGUCCCUUUCCGAAGGACUCAAACAGACCCUCUCCACCUUGAAGGCAGUGAGCACCUCAGCAAAGGCCGACGCCAGCAAGACUCGCGAAGACCGCAUCCGUGACUCCGGAAACGCCUCGGCCCAAUCCUCGCUGGAGGCGGUUCACCCUGUUGUCCGGACACACCCUGAAACAGGAAGGAAGGCCCUCUACGUCAACGUCGCGCAUACCUCCCACUUUGAGGGCUGGACAGAGGAGGAAUCCGCCCCACUGCUGCAAUACCUGUUUCAACACCAAGUUAAGCCAGAAUUCACAUGCCGGUUCCGUUGGGAAGUGGGUAGUAUCGCCUUCUGGGACAAUCGAUGCGCACAGCAUAACCCAAUCAAUGACUACCAUGGAUUUCGCCGGAGGAUGUUGAGGAUUACCUUGGAGGGAGAUCGGCCUGUAUGAAAGCUGUCAACGGAGGGCUUGAACAUCGUUGGAAGACGCUGCGUCGCCCACUGUUAUCAGGGAAGCCCAUUAGAUGGGUUAGCAGAGGAUAGCCGUGGUUCGUGAAUAGACUGAAGGAUAUAUGACUGAAG